CCAGCAGCACCAUGGAAAGUAUUCGUCUCUUUGUAAACCAGGUGAAAUCCAAACUGGCUAGUCUGGACGAUGAAAGUGACUACUUUCGUCAAAUGGAAUGGGCAAUGGUGGUAGCAGGCAUAAGACUACCAUCCCAAAAUUCCACCUACCAAAGGUUGUUCAACUGCUACCGAAUCUUGAUGCUCCUUCAGUUUAGCAUUUGGGUUGAUAGGGUCUACGUGGCCUACACCGAGUGGAACUCUCCUGGCGAACUAAUUGGUGUAGUCGCCUUUUGCUUGGCAUUGGUGAUGAUCCUUUCGAGGGUGGUGCUAAUGAGAGUUUAUCUGAAGGAUCUGCUGAAGGUGCGAGAUGGAUUGGAAAAUCGACUUAAUAACCAUCACUCGGAAGGCCGAGUACGCUCGUAUCGGUUGAUACGUCGAUUUUUUAUGGUGUUGGAGUGGAUUUACUUAUUUGAUCAGAUCAUACUUUAUGCAUUUGGAAUCAACGAAGAACGCCAAUACAGUGUACCGGACAAUCUGCGAAGGUUGAGCAAAAGAUCGAAGCUAGGUUUCGACAUUUUCAUUUGUAGUAAUCAUUUCGUAUUCUCGUCGGUUUAUGCGUCUAUCUUGACCAUCAUGAAUACGGUGUUCAUGGGUUUCUCUACCGAACUGGAGAAUAUCGUAUCGGAGUGUAAUGGGAUAUUUGAGCGAGCUAGGCAACAAGUGACUGUUAUCCCUUUGUAUGAAGGAUCUUCAGAGCAUACAGAGAUGCGAGAAAAUCUCGUAUUUUGGAGCACUUUAAAAAAUGAAAUAAGUCUGAUUGCAGAGCGUCACUCUGAACUGAUAGAGCAUGUCGCAACAGUUAGAAACUUACUCAAAGUGAGUUUUCUGUUGAUAUUUUACACGGAGAUUGUGUUCAUCGGUUGUGCUUUAUUCUACGUUAAGCUGAUUGGCAUCACCAUGAAUACCGUCAUCGUAGUGAGUUACGUGGCUUCAAUUCUAUUGGAGUGCUAUUGGUUCUGUCGAUUGACGGAUAACAUAAACGGCACGAAUAGAGCGAUUGGGUUUGCACUGUACAAUCUGGACUGGCCGAUACAAUUGUGCGAUUUACCAAACUCACGGAAGCAAUACCUGGAAAUCCGGGCUUCUUUGCUGGUCAUGAUGACAAGAUCACAGCAGAAUCUGGGCAUCACCUGCGGAGGGAUGUUCGAAAUGUCAGCGCAAGCGUUUGACGAGUUGAUGAAAAUGAUUUACAGCUGUCUGAUGUUUCUGCUCAGUGUUACCACAUAAAGAUGUUAUGAUCUAUGUGAACAAUCCAUUUGAAGAAAAGCUGCAACCGUAUCUUAGAAAUUGUGCCCGAUGCACACAAUCUAUUGUUCGCCAAGAAUUAAUCAAUGAUUGGAAGGAAAUUCCUUAAAUCCUUCAUUGACUUAAAAAAAUGUUUGGAAAUUUACGUGAACUUUGUCAAGGAGAAAUCGAAAAAUUACAGACAAAACAAGUCAAAACAUCGAAUACCGAAACGUCGGAUCCCAGAAUGGACGAUAUGUUGAAAGAACAACACUUUGAAUCUUUUAUUAAUUUAGAACAGAACAAAUCUUCAAAGAAAUAUUUGUUCUCUUAAAACUCGCUCCUCCAGACGUUUUGUAAAAUUUCAGCUUUACUGGUUAGAUAGUUAAAACUUCUUGGGAGUUUAUAAUAAUAUUUACAAAAUUAUUUUGAUUAUUUAAAAUGUCCAUCUUUUUCCAGGAUAUGAAUCUCAAACCGAAUAUCAACAGGUAUAUGUAUGUAUUGCUAAAUUUAAUAUCCUGCAAAUAGAUAAUGAAAUAUUAUGUUGAUGUGUCCACAGUCCGGGAAGUCUCUCUUCUAAAACCUCUUCAUCCUGAAUUUAUAGCAAUGUAAUCAUCUAGUUUCAAUCAAGUUAAAAGUACCAAAAUAAUCAGGUAGGAAAAUGACAUAACAAUCCUUUCCUCUUUGGAAACUUUCUUAGAACUCGUUUAAAAGACACCUACACGCAACAAUAGCUCAUAAAACAUUAAAUUCAUUAGAUUUAUAAUGCUUAACAUUAUAUUUGACAACUUCGUCAACACUUAAGAACAAUUUUAUUCAUUUCAAUACAGCAGGCGCUUCUUCUUUUGUGAAGCGUUCUAAUUCUAAUUCUAAAUUGGCAAAUUCACCACCGCAAAGAAAACCGAUCAUCGCCAACACACGUUUCCAUGAUCCUCGUCACCACUUUUAUAAUCGGCAAAUAAAAAAUAAAAUAAUAUGUUCAUG
Aedes aegypti (yellow fever mosquito) is the source of this 2249-nucleotide messenger RNA. RefSeq lists its product as uncharacterized. Gene Ontology annotation, cellular component: plasma membrane. The transcript is spliced from 2 exons. Bases 12 to 1268 code for a protein of 418 amino acids. Gene Ontology annotation, molecular function: olfactory receptor activity; odorant binding. NCBI's taxonomy places the organism in Eukaryota, Metazoa, Arthropoda, Insecta, Diptera, Culicidae. The record is from RefSeq and is a predicted model, not a curated record. Gene Ontology annotation, biological process: sensory perception of smell; detection of chemical stimulus involved in sensory perception of smell.